Phoenix dactylifera (date palm) is the source of this 1394-nucleotide messenger RNA. Its product is annotated as 2-methylene-furan-3-one reductase-like. Gene Ontology annotation, molecular function: oxidoreductase activity, acting on the CH-CH group of donors, NAD or NADP as acceptor. NCBI's taxonomy places the organism in Eukaryota, Viridiplantae, Streptophyta, Magnoliopsida, Arecales, Arecaceae. The record is from RefSeq and is a predicted model, not a curated record.
GGCAACAUCUACAACUCUGCCUCUCUUCCACAGCCACACGUCAAUUUCCUACCCUUGUAAAAUCCAGAUUCCAACCAGAUGAUAUACUUCCCUUCUCUGCUGUGCCAAUCAAAGUUCUUGCGAUUCUUCUCUAAUCUCUGACGGCUCCUGUCCAUGCUUCAUAUGCUGGCGUUUAAACAGAGUUCAAAUGUAAGAGGGACUUUGAGCUAGUAGAUGAGAUGCAGAAGGCGUGGUUUUACGAAGAGUAUGGCCCCAAAGAGGUCCUCAAGAUGGGAGACUUCCCCCUUCCAAUUCUCCAACAAAACCAACUCCUUGUCCAAGUCCGAGCUGCUGCUCUGAAUCCGAUCGAUUUCAAACGGCGCCAGCUAGCCAUCUUUGCAUCUGGCUUGCCCGUAGUUCCUGGUUGUGACAUGGCUGGAAUAGUGGCUGACAUGGCCCCUGGUGUUUCAAAGUUCAAAGUUGGUGAGGAGGUCUAUGGCAACAUACAGGAUUUCAACGUCCCUGAGAAACUGAAGCAACUAGGGACGCUUGCCGAGUAUGUUGCAGUAGAAGAGAACUUGGUAGCUCUAAAACCAGACAAUCUUUCCUUUGAGGAGGCCGGAAGCCUUCCUCUGGCUCUGCAAACUGCCUUAGAAGGGUUUGAGACAGCCAAUUUCCAAGCAGGUCGGAGCGUUUUUAUCGUCGGCGGAGCUGGCGGCGUUGGGACGCUUGUAGUUCAGCUAGCCAAGCAUUACUUCGGUGCUUCUAGGGUGGUAGCAACUUGUAGCAGCAGCAAGGUUGAGUUUGUGAAGAGCUUAGGAGCUGACAUGGUUAUAGACUACACUGCUACAAAAUAUGAGGAGAUCACCGAGAAAUUCGAUUUUGUUUAUGACACUAUUGGAGAGAGCAAGAAUUCCUUCGUGGUGGCCAAAGAAGACGCACCGGUGGUGGAUAUAACAUGGCCCCCUACAAAUCCGAAGGCCAAAUUCUCGAGCUUGACGGUGAGGGGGGACAUCUUGGAGAGGCUUAGGCCUUACUUGGAGAGUGGGAAAAUAAAGGCUGUGAUCGAUCCAACAGGGCCGUACCAUUUUAAUGACGUGAUCGAAGCUUUCCGAUAUCUUGAAACAGGGAGGGCCAGAGGGAAAGUGGUGGUCUCUUCCUUCCCUUCAAGUACUUCACUAUAGCUUCCGCCGUCUGAGAAUGGCGACCCUGCACCUAAUUUGGGAGCCCCAGUUGGACGUGAUACCGAUCCUUGAUGAAUUAUUUUUUCAACAGUACAUUUCUUACGUUGUACCACAAAGACCAGUCUAUGGUGAGAGACUGGCAACGUUGCUUUGCUGAAAAACCAUACUCUGUUGGGAGUUCCACGAAAGAAGAAAAUAUAAGCAGUCUAUCUAGUUGGAUUUUUUCUCUUA